AUGUUAUUCGAACCCGGCUCUGUCCCUCCAGGACCGCCUAUCGAGACCAAGAAAGCCUUGAUUUUGCUUGAUUUUCAAAAAGAUUUUGUUGAACCCAACGGCAAACUUCCCGUCGGCAAUAUUGAACCCUUCUUAUCCGACUUACUGUGCCUGGUAGACGAAUUCCGUGCCAAGGGCGAGGUGAUAUGGGCAGGGACCGAGUACAGACAAUCCCGUUCAACCAUUUCUUCGGUAACUGGAACUCACUCUAUAGUCCUCAAACAACAUCUCCAACGGCAGGACUUGAACGAAGAGACCAGUGAGUACUACAACGACCCGGGUCACACGCGCUCACCUCGCGAAGAUCCCCUGUCACCCUCUCUGAACCCAGACGUCACUCAUGACCGGGAAGCGUUUCUUGCUCCCGUCUUGACCACCACUAAGCAUAGAUGCUGCAUGCCCGGCUCACCGGGCGCCGACUAUUCUGAAAGCAUAAAAACAGCCAUGGACUCACAAAGAGACCUAAUCAUGCUGAAAUCUCACUACUCAGCUUUUGAAGGCACGUCCCUACUCAUGUAUCUCCGAUCCAACCUCAUCACCGAAGUCUACAUCUGCGGUUCUCUUUCAAACGUCGGGGUCUACGCCACCGUCCUUGACGCCGUUUGUCAUGGUGUUCAGGUUACACUUGUUGAGGACUGUCUCGGAUACCUUGAUGAAGCCUGUCAUAUAGAAGCCAUGCGUCAGAUGGCAGACACGAUGGGUGCAAAUGGAAUCGACUGUCAGGAGCUGCGUGACGACAUUGCCGGCCUGCUUGGUGAUGUUAUCUACGAAGAGGACUAUCCUACCAGAUUCCAGGUCAGCCUGCCACCACCGGCUCGCACGACGAGAUCCCACACCUCGAGAAGCCAGAUUCACGACUGGAUUUCGAGUCUCGAAGGCGAAGAAGCCCCCAACACCCCCGCCAAGCCCGAAAGAACAACGCCGAAAGAGACGGAACAGACCGGGGCGGGCCGGUGUGACUCCAACACACCCAGUGAGUCAUCUCGUAGAUCUAUGAGACAUAUAUCAGUUGAGCGCAGUCCUCCCCGGAAAAGAUCAACCAGUGAUCUAGAUCCCUUGGACGAAGAGCGUGUCCUAAAAUUAUCCCAAAAGCCUUCUUCUCGUCGUACCUCGACUCAUGCUGAGCAACUGAAACCCAAGCAGGCACAGCAAUUAACGCGAAAGCGACGACCUUCACACGAGUCCUCGGUCAGAUCUUCUACCCCUACGACAUCAAUACUGCAUCGGACCCUCUCGACCGGAGAGCCAUCUACUCACAAGGAAAUGUCAGAAGCUGACCCCACUGAGGUCGAAAAUCCGGGCCUUGAGGCGAGCCAGGGAAUCGGCCCACCAGCUCCCAAAAAGAAGAAGAAGAUAACGCCAAAGCUCCUUGGUCCUGGAGACGUCCUAGGACAGGGCGACUGCAACCUUUUUGUAGGCCUCCUCGACCAAGUAGAGGCGGAAGAGGCCUUUUAUUCUUGCAGAAGCGAUAUUAAAUGGCAGAAGAUGUUCCACCGGUCCGGCGAAGUGCCUCGCCUGGUCGCUGUCCAGGGGACCAUGUCUAAGAAUGACAUGGAGGUCCCAAUCUACAGGCACCCAGCGGACGAAUCUCCAGAAUUAUUGCCUUUCGAUCCGGUGGUAAACCUGCUGCGCAAGGCUGCAGAAAAGGUUGUCGGCCACUCGCUGAACCAUGUGUUGAUUCAGUGGUAUCGGCACGGCGAGGACAACAUCUCCGAGCAUUCCGACAAGACGCUCGACAUUGUCCGGGGAUCUAAGAUUGUGAAUGUAAGCCUGGGAGCUCAGCGAACGAUGAUGCUAAGGGCAAAGAAGUCAGCCCUCACACCAAGCGAUUUGAGGGAAGAACCAGAUGCUGCCCGGCCUUCUCAACGAAUCCCUCUUCCCCACAACUCUCUUUUUAUCCUCGGGCAGGAGACCAACAGGCAGUGGCUACAUUCCAUUCGAGCCGACAAACGACCUGUUUCGGAAAAGACUCCUGCCGAACUCGCCUUCGACGGAGAGAGGAUCAGCUUCACAUUCAGACAGAUUGGAACGUUCAUCAAUUUGGCUGAUAAUACAAUCUGGGGACAGGGAGCAACAAGCAAAUACCGGAAAGAUGCAAAGCCCUUAUUGGCAGGAGCGGAGGCGGAGAGAGAGGGCGAACUCAUGAUUCGAGCUUUUGGGCAGGAGAAUCACCGCAGCGUAGACUGGGACUGGGAUGAGUGGUACGGGAAGGGCUUCGAUGUGGUCAACUUUGAGACCAAAACGGCAGAUGAGACCAAUGCAACCCAUGACGAUCGUGGGAAUGAGACAAAGGGCGAGAAGAGAAAAAUCGCCGACGAUGGCGAAAGUCCCAUGAGGGCUGGUUCCGCACCGUUUUGA
This is a messenger RNA of Fonsecaea nubica, 2397 nucleotides long. RefSeq lists its product as hypothetical. The transcript has a single exon. Gene Ontology annotation, molecular function: dioxygenase activity. The coding region runs from base 1 to 2397 and encodes 798 amino acids. The record is from RefSeq and is a predicted model, not a curated record. NCBI's taxonomy places the organism in Eukaryota, Fungi, Ascomycota, Eurotiomycetes, Chaetothyriales, Herpotrichiellaceae. Gene Ontology annotation, biological process: DNA repair; DNA alkylation repair. Gene Ontology annotation, cellular component: nucleus.